GGCCGGGGCUAUAAGCGGCCGCGGGUGCCCACCCUGGAAGUGAGAGUCUGAGCGAGGAAGAGACAGCGCUGGAACCCAUGGACACGUCGUACCCCCGCGAGGACCCCCGGGCCCCGACGCCCCACAAGGCCGACAGCACCGGCCACACGGCCCUCACGCUGGGGGUGCCGCGACCUCCGCCUCGGGACCACUUGAUCUGGUCGGUCUUCAGCACCCUGUACCUGAACCUGUGCUGCCUCGGCUUCCUGGCGCUGGCCUACUCCAUUAAGGCCCGAGACCAGAAGGUGGCUGGGGAUCUGGAGGCGGCCCGGCGUUUGGGCUCCAGAGCCAAGUGCUACAACAUCCUGGCUGUGAUGUGGACACUAGUGCCACCUCUGCUGCUCCUGGGGCUGGUGGUGACUGGCGCCCUGCACCUGUCCCGGCUGGCCAAGGACUCUGCAGCUUUCUUCAGCACCAAGUUCGAUGACACAGACUAUGACUGACAGGCUGGGUUCUGACCCUGUCCUCACCAGGGGACCCGGAGCCAAGGACACUGACAACAGGGUGCUGACCCUGGGGCUCAACAUUGACCCUCUAGGGUCUUCAUCCCCACCUCAUCCUGACCCUGGGGCCUCCCAGCCCCAACCUGGGCACCUAAUGAUGAUCCUUUCAAAUCCCAGGGGCCUUACCCUAACCUUGAGGGUCCCCAGCCUCUAACUCUGCCCCCACCUGACCCUCCCCCCCUCACUCAAACAGGCUCAGCCUCAGUUUCGCAAUUAAAGGUGCCUGUUUCCAGAAA
Messenger RNA from Galeopterus variegatus (Sunda flying lemur), 778 nucleotides. RefSeq names its product interferon induced transmembrane protein 5 (gene IFITM5). The transcript has 2 exons. Gene Ontology annotation, cellular component: plasma membrane. Gene Ontology annotation, biological process: bone morphogenesis; bone mineralization. Lineage: Eukaryota; Metazoa; Chordata; Mammalia; Dermoptera; Cynocephalidae. The record is from RefSeq and is a predicted model, not a curated record. The coding region runs from base 78 to 482 and encodes 134 amino acids.